AAUUGUUUUGAGAAUAUGACGGCGUUGCUGUUUUUGGUUAGUUUGAGUGAGUAUGAUCAGAUGUUGUAUGAGGAUGAGAGUGUGAACCGCAUGCAAGAAGCGCUCACCCUCUUCGACUCGAUAUGCAACUCGCAAUGGUUCGUCAAAACAUCAAUCAUCCUAUUCCUAAACAAAAUCGACCUCUUCGCCGAAAAACUCCCGCGCUCACCAUUAGGCGACUACUUCCCAGACUACACAGGCGGAGACACCUACAACGCCGCAUGCGACUACCUCUUGCACUGCUUUGUCUCCCUCAAAAAGAGCGCGGCGACGAAGCAGAUUUAUGCGCAUUAUACGUGUGCUACGGUUACGCAGCAGAUUAAGUACGUGAAUUGGAUGAUAGUUGUGUUGAGUGCGAUUCAAGAUAUAUUACUUCAGCUCCAUUUGAGGGAAUGUGGGCUGCUGUAA
Molecule: messenger RNA, 447 nt
Organism: Laccaria bicolor S238N-H82
Lineage: Eukaryota; Fungi; Basidiomycota; Agaricomycetes; Agaricales; Hydnangiaceae
Product: heterotrimeric G protein alpha subunit B
Exons: 4
Biological process (GO): G protein-coupled receptor signaling pathway
Cellular component (GO): heterotrimeric G-protein complex
Molecular function (GO): G protein-coupled receptor binding; GTPase activity; G-protein beta/gamma-subunit complex binding
Source: RefSeq, a predicted model, not a curated record